This is a messenger RNA of Oryza sativa Japonica Group (Japanese rice), 2197 nucleotides long. RefSeq names its product pectin acetylesterase 12. The record is from RefSeq and is a predicted model, not a curated record. Gene Ontology annotation, molecular function: pectin acetylesterase activity. NCBI's taxonomy places the organism in Eukaryota, Viridiplantae, Streptophyta, Magnoliopsida, Poales, Poaceae. Gene Ontology annotation, biological process: cell wall organization. Gene Ontology annotation, cellular component: plant-type cell wall.
CGCAAGCGAGGAAGUGACCAGCCUGCCUACGGCCGCUGCUCAGCUCAGCUCCCAGCUGUCACUUGCUCCAAUGGAGACGAGUACGCCCACCAAAAAAGCAGUAAUUGCACUUCACAGUUUUCCCCACCCUUUCGCCGCCCUCCCCUGGAUUCCGUAGUUCCGUCAUCACCACCACCACGUUCCGGGCGACUCCUUCCAUUGCUUCUUUUCUUCUUCUUCUUCUUCUCCAUUUCUACAGCCUCACAAGAUAGGGAGAUGCUUUGCUUCACAACUGUAAUUGCACUACACGUUUUUUCACUGGAAGCACUAGUGCAGCUGCACUAGUAGCAGUGCACACCGCUCCACAGAAUCUCCCAGAAGCAGCCGCUUUUGUUUUGUCAGCCAUUGCCAGCAUCCAGCUGCACUUGGCUCCGCGUAUAACUUCCUUUCUUGCUUGGCCGCUUCUGCUCCUCCAUUCUUCCCUCCUCCUCUUCCCCUUCUUCCAGAUCCAUUCCUCAGGAAGAAGGCAGAGGCUGGGAGUGGGAGGAAGGCCCAAGAACCAGCAAAGAAAGAAGAGAACCAUCAACCAUGGGUUGUUCUUGGGCUCUUGCUGCUCUGGUUCUUGGCUUCUUGGUGGUGGCAGUCCAUGGCUCUGAGCCGUGGCUGAAUCAGACGCAGGUCUACUCCACCAAUGCCAACUCUGGUAGCAAUGGCGUCUUCGUCGGGAUUACGCUCAUCCAGUCGGCGGCCGCCAAGGGAGCCGUAUGCUUGGAUGGGAGCUUACCAGGGUAUCACCUACACCGAGGGUUUGGAUCAGGGGCAAACAGUUGGCUUGUCAAUUUGGAGGGUGGAGGCUGGUGCAACGAUGUUAAAAGCUGCGUGUUUCGCAAGAGCAGUCGGCGUGGUUCAUCAAAUCACAUGGAGAGCCAACUCCAGUUUACUGGGAUAAUGAGUAACAGGCCUGAAGAAAAUCCUGAUUUCUACAACUGGAACAGAGUGAAGGUUCGAUAUUGUGAUGGCGGAUCCUUCACUGGUGAUGGGGCUGAUGCGUCUGCAGGCCUUUAUUUCCGAGGUCAGCGUAUUUGGCAGGCUGCUAUGGAUGAUCUGAUGGCCCAAGGAAUGAGAUAUGCUAACCAGGCACUUCUUUCUGGAUGCUCUGCUGGUGGUGUUUCAACCAUACUUCACUGUGACGAGUUCCGUGGAUUGUUUAGCGGCAGUACAAACGUGAAGUGCCUUGCUGAUGCUGGAAUGUUUCUGGACUUUGUUGAUGUUUCUGGGCAACGAGAAAUGAGGGACUUCUUCAAUGGUAUUGUGAGAUUGCAGGGUUCCGGAAGAAGCCUGCCUAGGUCUUGUACCUCCCGCAUGGAUAAAACUUCGUGCUUUUUCCCCCAGAAUGUGGUGCCAAACAUUCAAACUCCAACUUUUAUUUUGAACACUGCUUAUGAUGUGUGGCAGCUUCAACAAAGUGUGGCCCCCAAAAGGGCUGAUCCGCAAGGUCUAUGGCGAGGAUGUAGGAUGAAUCAUGCCUCCUGUAAUAGCAACCAACUGCAAUUUUUACAAGGUUUCAGGAAUCAAAUGCUCGAUGCGGUGAGGGGUUUCUCCGGCGCAAGGCAGAACGGUCUUUUUAUCAACUCCUGUUUCGCACAUUGCCAAAGUGAGAGACAGGACACAUGGUACGCAGGGGAUUCUCCUCGUCUCGGUAACAAGAGAAUUGCUGAAGCAGUAGGCGACUGGUUUUUCGAUAGGGCAGACGCGAAGUACACAGACUGUGCAUACCCUUGUGAUGGUACCUGCCAUCAUCUUACAUUCAGGGGAGAUUACUAAGAUUCAUUCUUAGACCACCACCAAAUGUAGGUGGCAAAAAGAGGGGAAAAAAGGGACACCCAAUGGGAAUAUAUACAGAAUAAGAGGAAGGUAUAGAUAGAGGAUGCAAAGCUAGUGACUUGCAUGGACAUGUUCAUCAUUACUCAGAUAUGAUCUUAGGGCAGGGCCUGGUGUGCUUGCUAAUGUGGCAUGAUCAGGCCUCUGCAUUUAGCUCCACACACCGAUUGAUUCUUUUCCAUUGCCUGAAUUCCCUGGAUGAUGUAUCUCUGAACAUUUGGACCCCAAUGGUGUAUCUGUAUCAUAAAUUUACAUAUCCAUGUACUAAACGUGAUAAUAUGAAUGAAAUAAGUAAUGUGCCUGCAAGAAACCCAAUCAUUUGUCAGGCAAAUAUCUA